GCAUCAGCAAAUCAUAGUCCCUAUGUGUGGGUGAACAUGAGUAAAGCUGGGAUUGCGUCUCUGUUGACACCUCCGCAGAUUCAGCGUGAAGCAGGGAGAGAGAAAAGAGACAUGCAGACAGAAUGACUAGAAAGAGGAGGACAGAGGGAGCGAGAGAUAAGGGUGAAAGAGACACACACACAAGAUAUAUUUGACUAUGUGGGUGUGUGAAGUAUCAAGGCAUGCAUCAUAAUUGUGGAUUCUUCUCGAUGCAGCCGGACAUGUCAGUUCAGUAGCAGGACAUUAUUGAUCUCGCAACAAAGUGUGUUUGUUUUGUACUUUAGUGGGAGCUGAGAGCGUCAUAAGAGACAAAAUGGAAACCUUUUUUUUUUCGCUGGCUCAAGGAUUUCAUUAACUGGGAUUAUAAAAAAAUAUAUACUUGAACUAGUUGAAGGGAUGCAGACCGGAAAAUGACGAUGCCCCCCCACUGUCAAUAAUCAAGAUCUCAAGGCAAGAAUUUAUCUGAGAUGGCCGUCAGCCCUAUCAUCAUCUGCCUCCUGUCCCUGAUUGGCUAUGUCUCAACCCACCCCUCUCCUCCUCCACGGGGAUGCAGUGUGGAUGUGGACCCUCCGUACAGAGUGCUGUGUGACCUGGAGGCGGUCUGGGGUGUGGUUCUGGAGGCUGUGGCCUGCAGCGGCGGUCUCGCCUCUCUGGUCCUCGCUGUGCUCCUGCUAGUCAAGCUGCGCUCCAUUUCUGAGCCCGCCAGGCGCUCCGGCAUGGGGCCUCUUCUCCUGCUCCUGGGCACCCUCCUCGGGCUCUUCUCCAUCUCUCUGGCUUUCCUGGUGGGGAAGAACCAGGCGCUCUGUGUGGUCCGCCGGGCCUUCUGGGGGCCCCUUUUUGCCCUCUGCUUCUCCAGCUUGCUAGUGCAGGGUGUGAGGCUCCGGAGGUUGGUGGCCGGCAAGACGAGCCCAUCGGGCAGCUCCCUGGCGGCGCUCGGUCUCGCCUUGGCCUUGGUUCAGGGGAUCAUCUCUGCUGAAUGGGUCUUACUGACUGUCGUUAGGGAGGGCCAUCCGGCUUGCGAAUAUCCGCCUUUAGACUUUGCUCUGACAUGCAGCUACACCCUGGGGCUGCUCCUCAUAGCCAUGGGGCUUUCUCUGGGGGUGGUGCUGUGUGGAGGAGAGAUGGGGGCAGAGGGAGCAGGUGGCAGUGAAGAAGAUCGAGAGGGAGAGAGUGAAAAGCGGAGAUGGAAGUGUAAUGCUGUCUGGCUCUUCCUUUCCAGUCUGGCAUCAGCAUUGCUAUGGGUGGCUUGGCUGGGGUUUUAUCUGUAUGGCAGCCAGGUGCUGAGGGUGAAGGGGAAAGGGGAGAGGUUGGGAGGAGGAGGAGGUAAGAAGGAUGUAAAGGUGUUGGAUGAGCCAGCACUGGCGGUGGCCCUGGUCAUUCAAGGCUGGAUCCUGCUGCUGUUCCACGCUAUUCCAGAGGCGCACCUGUGUCUCCGGAACCCUCCACAAUCCAUCACGCAAGACUUCUUCAACACCAGUCACACGUCCCCUCCUCCACAUUUCGAUGAGCUCCCAGCACAUUCUCACCGACCCUUCCCUGAGAACCAAGCCUUUUCUAUGGAGGAGCACGGUGAAACUCUCCGAACUGGAACAUACCACAGCAGCCAUGGCAGUAUGCGUCCUGGCAUCGCCUUCAGAGGUCACGUCUACCAACCCACUGAGAUGGCUCUGGUCAUGAAUGGUGGAACAAUGCCCACAGCCCCAGUUAACUACACUGGACGACGGUUAUGGUAAUAGGUGAAUGGCUUGAAGACGACACGCUGGUGUAACACCGGUGUGGGAUCGUAGAAUGUCCUAUUGCCUAAGAAGAAGAAGGAGAUAUUGCGAACAUCAAAUAUCACACAGGAUGGAUUUGAUGCGAGCUUAAAAAUGCGUAAUGUAUUUGUGUUUCUGCACACACAUGUAUUCAUUUUAAGAACCAAUCUUAAUAGUAUUUUGCUGAAGUUUUCUGGGUUUGCCUCUUUAUCGGCAGACUGGACGGAGAAUAACGAGAGAGGGAGUCGAAAUUUACGCAGCUUCCACAGUUUAGGAGAUUUUGUCAUAAAGCGACAGCCGUUAUUGUGCAUUAUUUAGAUCGGCACAGAUAGUCUUGAUUGUACAUGUAAAUAAAUACACGGACGAGGACUGAUAAGUAGGGCUAAUGUUAUUCGGUGAAUAUCAAAGACUAGUGUUCAAUGUGGUAUUAACCACGAGAAAGUAAAUAUUAAAGGAUGAUUUGAAUGUAUAGCUCUAAACAAAUGCUGUUACUUACUGAUGCCAGUUUAUCAGUGAUGUUUGCUUCAUAUAAACUGCACUUUCCUUCUCUUUCUAUCUGGCGUCAAGCUACAACACAGAAAAAAAGCCUUUUGGAUGUUUAUGUAAAUUACCUGCAUACGCCCACAACGCUGGCUUGGCCUCUGUAUUACAUCCUGGAAAGACCCAAAGGACUCGCAGUGUGUGUUUCUCUCCAUGUCUCCAUUCUAUUACCAGUGCUAUUGGACAUUUCGCCAUGCGUAUUGAUAAUCGUUAUGCAUUUAACAACGCUUGUGCAGAAUUCUGGAGAAUCAUUUGGUGAUUUAAAGGCUAAGAUGAGUCUACAGCUCAUGGAUAAGUCGUUUUUAAUAAGCAUAUCAUAAAAAGCCAUUUAUUACUGCAAUACUGCAGCAUAUACAGUAAGGUUUGCUGUUGGAGGUUGUGAGUUUGCACUAUAUCAUGUCUGGGCAUUGUGAUAUUUGAGAUGUAUGAUCAUUUGAGAUGCAUGUAAAAGUGCAGUUUAUAAGUAAUGUAUUAAUUGUAUUUUAAAUGUUUUCUAUAAUUUUGAUAUACUUAUGGAAGAGAAAUGCCAGUUUUAGUGUUGAGUUGCAAAGUUUUUUCUUGACAUCUUCAAAGACAGCGGUUGACAAAAACCAUCUGAAGAGCUCAGUAAAUUGAAAACAUCUGCAAUUCUAUGAUAACUAGGUGAACCCUAUCUGCAGUGGAAGACCAUGUGGUACGAUUGAAAGCUCUGGAACAGCUACUAAAUGGACCGUGAAGUUGUACUGUUUUGUCACCCAGUGUCACUCAUGUUUUCCCAUGGUUACUUUGGAGACUUUACAGACCAUACUUUUAUGUUUGUAAAUGUAUUGCAACGUCUCAUUAUAUUCAGGUUCCCUUUCAAUUUCAAAGUCCAUCGAUUAUAGAGAAAACAUUCAGUAAUCCAUCACUGUGAACUGGAACAGAUUCAUACGCAUGUAUACUGUUUUCAUAAGUGACACAGCAAAGUUUGGCUCCAGAUCGAGACAGAUUUCUAGUUGGCAGCUGCUGUUCACAUGAACUGGCAAUUGAACUCUGAGGUAACAGUUUUCUCCUCCUGAGCAACACUGAAUUCAGUCCAAGACAAUUUAUCCAGUUAAAAUACAAUUCAAAGAACAGUCACCAUGUUCAUGUUGUGACCAUUUCUUCUUUCUAUAAGACUAAACUAAAUAAUUUGCUUACGUGUACAAGUGUGUGCUCAGAUAUUCGUAUGUAUUAACCCUAUAUAACUGAGUUUUAAUCAUGUAAAUAAUCCAAAUGUGAAAAUGGUAUUUUCCUUUUUUGAGAUGCUCUUAUGAUGAUAGCACUGUCACUGUUUUAUGGCAGCGUAACAUGAAUGUCUGUAAUGUGAUUCGCACAAAGUGACUAAUACAUCAGUGCAUAUUUUCUGUAAAGUA
Cottoperca gobio is the source of this 3706-nucleotide messenger RNA. It is a transcript of the gene gprc5bb, whose product is annotated as G protein-coupled receptor, class C, group 5, member Bb. Gene Ontology annotation, biological process: G protein-coupled receptor signaling pathway. Gene Ontology annotation, molecular function: G protein-coupled receptor activity; protein kinase activator activity; protein kinase binding. Lineage: Eukaryota; Metazoa; Chordata; Actinopteri; Perciformes; Bovichtidae. Gene Ontology annotation, cellular component: signaling receptor complex; intracellular membrane-bounded organelle; plasma membrane. The record is from RefSeq and is a predicted model, not a curated record. The transcript has 4 exons. The coding region runs from base 507 to 1772 and encodes 421 amino acids.